AUGGAUGCCCCUGCCCCUCCUCAAGGCGCCACCACCACCACCAACCCAGAUGGGACCACGGUCCCAAUGAAUCCCCAGGCCCCCCCUGUCGCCCCCAUGUAUGGGGCUGGUCCUAUGGACCAAUUUUCCAUCGCAAUUAAUGCGAUGGAGGUGGCCCUGGCCAACAUCAAGGCCCGUCGCCCCCCUCCCACUUGCUGGAAGUGCGGCAAGCCUGGGCAUAUUGCCCGGGCUUGCCCGGACAAGGAGAAGAAGGACAAGGAGAAGGAGGAGAAGGAGAAGAAGAUGCUGGAGAAGGAGAGGGAGAGGAGGAAGAAGAAGAACCUGAAGAGGAAGGAGAAGAGGAAGGCCAAGGCCGAGAAGGAGAAGAACCAGGAUGAGGAGGGGGGCCAGGAAUAG
Messenger RNA from Clonostachys byssicola, 396 nucleotides. The record is from the annotation of a GenBank genome assembly. Lineage: Eukaryota; Fungi; Ascomycota; Sordariomycetes; Hypocreales; Bionectriaceae.